AUGGCUGUACAUUCUGGGUCAGGUUCAUCAGAGAAGAAAUCGAGCAAUGGAGUGAAUGAGUUGCUGACUUUUAAUGCUGAGAAUAUGCAAAGCAACAUGAAAAUCAUCUAUUACAGCCGUACAUUUUUAUCUAUAAUUGGUGGAGUUGUUGCUGGUAUUUUGGGAUUUACGGGCUUGUACGGAUUUGUCUUUUACUUACUUCUCAUGGCAUUUACUUCCGUUGGGCUCAUAGUCAAAUCAAAGUUUUCAAUCCACACAUACUUUGAUUCCUGGAAUCGCGUGCUAGUUGAUGGCUUUCUCGGUGGUCUAAUGUCGUUCGUGCUGUUCUGGACAUUUGCAUAUGACAUUGCUCAUAUAUUCUGA
This is a messenger RNA of Vicia faba (fava bean), 363 nucleotides long. The record is from the annotation of a GenBank genome assembly. Lineage: Eukaryota; Viridiplantae; Streptophyta; Magnoliopsida; Fabales; Fabaceae.